Messenger RNA from Coregonus sp. 'balchen', 2060 nucleotides. The record is from the annotation of a GenBank genome assembly. Lineage: Eukaryota; Metazoa; Chordata; Actinopteri; Salmoniformes; Salmonidae.
UAGCCACCGAUAUUCUACAAACGUGCUUGCAAUGCAAGAAGAUGGCAGUCAAACAGUCGUUUUCUUACACAGAAGGAAACGCACAGGGGACAUCUGAUGAAUGGGAGUCAAAUUCCAACACCGAGCGCUUACGGGGCGAGCUGUAGACGGGCUGAGCGAAGUGGAGCGUGAAACUGUGUUCUGGACCUACACAUUGAAUCUGGCUUAUAAUGUAUUCUACAUAAAGACGGAGGGGAGUCACACUUGUGUCGGCUUUUGAAAGUAUACGGAGUUACUGGAAUACAAAAGCCUAUUAAAGUCCCUGUUUUAUUCAUCGAUGGGCGAAACCACUUUUUAAAACGGUGCGGGCAUGGAAAAUGCGUGCGAGGUAAGUUAAAACACUUCCGUAGACACUUAUCGAACAUGCAGAUUUUUUUUUUCAUCACACAAUAUUCACUGUGCGUUUAUAGGCAGUUGGACCACGCGUAAAACUCGAACUCUCCAACCCAAACACUUUCCCUCAUACAUGAUAUGUCACCAUUUAUGUAAUCUUUAUAACAACUUGAGAUGAUAACAUGUUUAUAUACAGUAGGUAGACUAUGUAGUCAUCGGAAUUAUAGCCUAUGCAUGUGGCACAACUAGGGCUACAAUAUUUUCCAUUACUAACUUUCUAGACACAUUGAAAUUCAAUUCAAACAUAACACCCCUUACAGCAAAACCGCAUGAUUUUACAUGUGGAAAAUCACAUAAUUUCACAUGGAAUUGUACAUGUGAAAUCAUGUGAAAACUUGUUCACGUGUAUUUUCAUGUUAUCUAUCACAUGUUGUUUUACAUGUUGUCACAUGAAAACAUGUGUUUUUGGAACACUUCACAUGUUCACACAUUAAAUUAAUUUGUUUUUUUUCCAUAAGGGACCUUAUCAACAAAGGUUACUAUAAUAAAGGACUAGGCCUACUACAAUAAAUAGGCUAUAAUUGAAAUAUAUUCCAUAUAGCCUAUCAAUUGCAAAAACAAAUUAGGUCUACAACUUUGCAUUAGGCCUAUUAGAGUAAUACAUUUAUAAGAUGUUAUAACAUGGACUAAUGUGGCAUAACAAGCAGCUGGAAUUAAUUUUUAAAUUAUAUUUGCAAAGUUUGCAGACAUGGAGAAAGAAUGACUGCUUGUGAAAUUGCUGAUCAUUUUGGGGCUGCUCACAUUUCAUGGAGUAGUUUGUAAUGCCAUCUCCCACGCUCUCCAGGGAAUGUGACAGCUCGUGCAAGGUUGAGUGGUUCUGCGUCAUUCAGCCAAUUUCUGACUUUGCUGGGCCAAAGACUAGCAUUGUGCAAGGAGGUUGCCUGGAGUUACUAAGUGCCAAAUAAAGGCUUAUGUCUUAAGCUGUCAACAGUUCCGACUGAGGCAAUCUGCAUGCACAUAAUAGCUACUUAAAUGAUUGUUAAGGCCUAUUUUAUUAUGUCCAGUGAGGUUACAAUUGGGCAACAUGUUGAGGAACAUAUGGAUUUUGAGACUCCCUUCAGUAUGACAUAACAAAUUAUAUAUUUCUUCACAUAGAUUGGGACACGCUGACAUAACAACCUCAGGAUAUAAAAAGUGAGGAUCCAUCUGUGGUUAAAGUGAGGACCCAUCUGUGGUUUGAAAGAAGCAAAACCUUGAUGCUGGAUCCUGCGAUGCCAGAGGAACCCAGUAAAGACACCAUGACAGUGCCAGCAGCCCCAGAAAGAGCCGUCGUGGAGAAGGCCAACAUCAAUGACCACACUCCGACUGUGACUAUAGUAGCUAUCCCUUUGGUCACUGAAAUCCAACUGAAUGCGGCCACAGGUGGUGCAGAACUCUCCUGCUAUCGUUGCACAGUGCCAUUUGGCGUGGUCAUUCUCAUUGCCGGUAUCGUGGUCACUUCUGUGGCCUACAGCUUCAACUCACAUGGCUCCACCAUCUCCUACUUUGGGCUGGUGCUACUAUCUGCUGGACUGGUGCUAUUGGCGUUAAGUGCAGUAUGCUGGAAGAUGAGACUUGAGAGAAAAAAGGAGAGGCGGAGGGAAAGCCAAACUGCACUGGUCGCAAACCAGAGGAGCAUCUUUGCAUGA